Aspergillus ruber CBS 135680 is the source of this 1977-nucleotide messenger RNA. Its product is annotated as putative DEAD box RNA helicase hela. Bases 1 to 1977 code for a protein of 658 amino acids. Gene Ontology annotation, molecular function: ATP binding; nucleic acid binding. Lineage: Eukaryota; Fungi; Ascomycota; Eurotiomycetes; Eurotiales; Aspergillaceae. The transcript is spliced from 2 exons. The record is from RefSeq and is a predicted model, not a curated record. Gene Ontology annotation, cellular component: mitochondrion.
AUGUUGUGUGCGCUUCGCCGGCAUGGAGUCGCGCAAGUCCUGCGGACUUCUACCUCUCGAUUCUUCGUUGCGAGAUCGACUCCCCAGCUGCUGAAAUUGCAGCCCUCGACUGGCAGCCCGGUUGCUUUCCCUCAGAUUCAUCGAUCGUUGCAUGUUUCUGCUACCCGGUUUCAGGCUGCCCAGGCGGAGGCUGUGGCCAGCGAGGAGGAGCCUGCCACACCCCAGCGAUUGACCGAAUUCGCGGACCUGGCAAACCAUGGAUUGGUGGAUAAGAAGAUCAUUGAUCAGAUUACCCGGUUUAUGAAGAUCAAGACCAUGACCGACGUGCAAAGCAUGACUAUCAAUGAGACUUUGCAGGGUGAUGAUGUCCUGGCCCAAGCGAAGACCGGAACAGGAAAGACUCUGGCCUUUCUCGUUCCCGUGAUUCAGAAUAUCAUGAAAGACAUACAGCCUCAGCCUCAGCCUCAGGCCAGAGGUUCGUACAGACGGCGCGCCCAGUCCAGCGAUAUCCGAGGCAUCGUCAUCUCGCCUACCCGUGAACUGGCCGAGCAGAUUGCAACGGAAGCCGUGAAGGUGUCACGUGGUACUGGAAUUGUUGUGCAGACGGCGGUUGGUGGCACGCAGAGACGCGAGAAGCUCCGGGCUAUCCAAAGGGAAGGAUGCCACCUGCUGAUCGGUACCCCGGGACGGUUGAAGGAUAUCUUAUCUGAUCCGACUACCGGUGUCACAGCCCCACGCCUGUCUUCUUUCGUUUUGGAUGAGGCUGAUCGCCUCUUGGAUGAUGGAUUUGCACCGGACAUUAUGGAGAUCCAAACCCUUCUUCCUAACCGCGACGAGGUUGACCGCCAGACGCUCAUGUUUUCGGCUACUGUUCCCAGAGAGGUCAUGGCCAUGGUUCGUAAAACGAUGAAGCGUGAUUUCAGAUUCCUGAAGACGGUUCAGGAGGAUGAGGUGCCAACUCAUUUCCGGGUGCCGCAGAAGGGUAUCGUUCUUCCUGGACUGGAGAAUGCCCUCCCUGCGGUCCUUGAAAUGGCCCAAACCCAAUGGGCUCAGCGGUCAGAAGACCGCAGCCAGCGUCCUUUCAAGGCAAUUGUCUACUUCAACUCAACUUGUGAAGUCAAGCUUGCUUUUGAUGCUUUCAUGCACUUGCGCCGUCAAAGGAAAAUGGGCGGAAUGGCGAUCUAUGAUAUCCACUCGCGUCUGACUCAAGCUGCGAGAACAAGAAACGCAGAUGGUUUCCGGCAAGCUCGCUCUGGAAUCCUCCUUUCGUCUGACGUGACUGCCCGUGGAAUGGACUUUCCAGAGGUCACCCACGUCAUCCAAGUCGGUGUUCCUCGCGACACUCCCACAUACAUCCACCGUCUGGGUCGUACUGGACGCGCAGGCAAGGAGGGUGAAGGAUGGAUUAUGUUCCACGAGGGUGAAAUGCGGACUUUCCGGAACAAGCUCGGUGAACUCCCCAUCGAAAUGGACGAAACCUCCCUCCUCACCUCCAAAGUCGACUUGACCGACGACCAGGCCGAACACCCGGCCGCCGUGUUUGAAAUCCUGGCCCAGAUGCAGGACGCAAUGGAGAACUCCCCGGCCAGCUCCAAGGAAGAAGCUUACAAAUCGCAAUUCGGUUCCCUUCUGCCGUCCUUCUACAACAAGUCCGCUGCAGUUGAUGCCAUGAACAAGCUUGCCGUGCACGGCUACGGCCUUUCGAACCCGCCGCACAUGUCUCCCAUGCUCCUCGAAAAAAUGGGACUUAACAGAAGCCGGGGAGUCAGAUCAUCGGACCGUUCGAUGGGUGGUCGGGGCCGAGCGAUGGAUCGCCCCCCUAUGCGUGGAGGCAUGGACCGUCCUCGUUUCGUCGAGCACAGUCGGGGCCGCCGUGAUGAUGGCAACGCCUGGAACAACAGGCGUGGUGGCGGAGAGUUUCGUGAGAGGAGUGGUGGUCGCAAUCGCGAUUCCUGGGGCGGCCGUGGUCGGUACUAA